Molecule: messenger RNA, 261 nt
Organism: Cyphellophora europaea CBS 101466
Lineage: Eukaryota; Fungi; Ascomycota; Eurotiomycetes; Chaetothyriales; Cyphellophoraceae
Exons: 2
Coding region: 1-261 (86 amino acids)
Source: RefSeq, a predicted model, not a curated record
AUGCCUAUGUGCACUUCCCGCAACGCACGCAAGUACGAGUGCAGCAAUCUGUGGCAUGAUGUGGGAAUAUGGCUUGUCACGGCAGGACUUGUGACCCUCGCUAUCAGCGUCUUGCUUUGUUGCUGCAUUGCACAUCGAAGAAAAAAGGCAAGAAAGCCGCCCAUCUGGGGUACUGCCUGGGCCACCAAGGUGUCGACGAAGCAACCUCAGGUCGAGCGUGCUAAACCAACCACCGCCGAACCCCGAGUCGGGUCUGCCUGA